Messenger RNA from Lacerta agilis (Sand lizard), 5000 nucleotides. It is a transcript of the gene PPIP5K2, whose product is annotated as diphosphoinositol pentakisphosphate kinase 2. NCBI's taxonomy places the organism in Eukaryota, Metazoa, Chordata, Lepidosauria, Squamata, Lacertidae. Bases 546 to 4307 code for a protein of 1253 amino acids. Gene Ontology annotation, cellular component: cytosol. The record is from RefSeq and is a predicted model, not a curated record. Gene Ontology annotation, molecular function: inositol hexakisphosphate kinase activity; 5-diphosphoinositol pentakisphosphate 1-kinase activity; diphosphoinositol pentakisphosphate kinase activity. The transcript is spliced from 34 exons. Gene Ontology annotation, biological process: inositol metabolic process; inositol phosphate biosynthetic process.
GUAGGCGGGGCAGAGGCUAGAGAGGGUCAAGGGUGGCGGAGGGGGCGUGGCCGCGACUGCAGCGCCCCCUGCUCCUUUCUCAAUGGGAAGGAAGUAAAGCAAUAACAGCGGAGGAGGAGGAGGAGGCGGAGGCAGUAGAAGCAGCAGCAGCAGCGGCUGGCUCAGGAGGUGAACUGAUGAUGAGCACUGUCCAGUGCUAAAACUAACUGAAGAGGGAACUAUUUAGCAAAUAUGCUGUUUUGUGGCUUUUUGUUUCUACAUAAUUCAGCUUUCCACUUUAACUCUCGGGUAGAAAUUUGCCAAAGCAUCUCAGGGAAGCGGUAACCUGCAAAGUUCUUCUUUACGAAUGUAACAACUCGAAACAAUGGACAGAUGAUAUCAAUAAACUGCACUUGGCAGCUGACUUUCUCAGAGUAACAAGCAACUGCCUAAGCAGUGCCAGACUGCAAGGAUUUUUAUUACCCUAGCCACUGGGAAUUAUGUUCAGUGUCUCAGUUCUCAGAGUGACUGCCGUUUCUACGUAGAUCUCUUUAGGAUUUGUAAUCAUGUCUGUUACUGCAACAGAAGGCGACAUUCCCAGAUUUUUUGUGGGUGGUGAAGAUUCAGAUGAGUUUUUGAAUCCAUCCAGGUCUGCAGAAUUUGAAGCCUUUUAUGAUCAUGAAGAUGAAGACGAGUAUGAUUCUCCGCCAGAAAGACAGAUCAUGGUUGGAAUAUGUUCUAUGGCAAAGAAAUCAAAAUCAAAACCAAUGAAUGAAAUCCUUGAACGCCUUUCCAUGUUUAAAUAUAUCACAGUAGUAAUAUUUGAAGAAGAUGUGAUUUUGAAUGAACCUGUGGAAAACUGGCCUUUAUGUGACUGUCUCAUUUCUUUUCAUUCUAAAGGAUUUCCAUUAGACAAAGCAGUUGCCUAUUCAAAGCUGAGGAAUCCUUUUGUUAUUAAUGACUUGAAUAUGCAAUAUCACAUACAAGACAGGAGAGAGGUUUAUGGCAUUCUCGAAGCUGAAGGUAUUUUACUUCCUCGUUACGCAGUUCUAAUCCGUGAUCCAAACAAUCCACAAGAAUGCAAUUUGAUUGAAGGUGAAGAUCAUGUGGAGGUGAACGGAGAAGUUUUCCAAAAACCAUUUGUGGAGAAGCCCGUCAGUGCUGAGGACCACAAUGUUUAUAUUUACUAUCCAACAUCUGCUGGUGGUGGAAGUCAGAGGCUAUUUCGGAAAAUUGGUAGCAGAAGCAGUGUUUAUUCCCCUGAAAGCAGUGUGCGGAAAACUGGUUCAUAUAUCUAUGAGGAGUUCAUGCCUACAGAUGGCACUGAUGUGAAGGUAUACACAGUAGGACCAGAUUAUGCACAUGCAGAAGCUCGUAAAUCCCCUGCGCUGGAUGGAAAAGUAGAGCGGGACAGUGAAGGGAAAGAAGUACGAUAUCCAGUCAUCCUUAAUGCAAGGGAGAAGCUUAUAGCUUGGAAAGUAUGCCUAGCUUUUAAGCAAACAGUUUGUGGCUUUGAUCUGUUGCGUGCAAAUGGACAAUCUUAUGUCUGUGAUGUCAAUGGCUUUAGUUUCGUGAAGAAUUCUAUGAAAUAUUAUGAUGAUUGUGCUAAAAUCCUUGGAAAUAUCGUAAUGCGAGAACUUGCUCCACAGUUUCAGAUCCCAUGGUCCAUACCUUUAGAAGCAGAGGAUAUUCCUAUUGUGCCAACUACAUCUGGAACAAUGAUGGAACUUAGAUGUGUUAUUGCUGUUAUACGGCAUGGAGAUCGGACACCAAAACAAAAAAUGAAAAUGGAAGUUAAACACCAGAAGUUUUUUGAUCUUUUUGAAAAAUGCAAUGGAUACAAGUCUGGGAAGCUAAAAUUAAAAAAGCCAAAGCAAUUACAGGAAGUACUUGACAUUGCAAGACACCUCUUAAUAGAGCUAGGACAAAAUAAUGACUCUGAGAUUGAAGAAAACAAAUCUAAACUUGAACAGCUGAAAACUGUGUUGGAGAUGUAUGGACAUUUUUCUGGCAUAAACCGCAAAGUUCAGCUGACGUAUCUUCCUCAUGGUUGUCCCAAAACAUCUAGUGAAGAAGAAGAUAGCCACAAACGUGAGCCAUCUCUACUCUUAGUUCUAAAAUGGGGAGGAGAAUUAACACCUGCAGGCAGAGUUCAGGCAGAGGAACUAGGAAGAGCUUUCCGAUGCAUGUACCCAGGUGGACAAGGUGACUAUGCUGGAUUUCCAGGAUGUGGUUUACUUAGACUGCAUAGUACCUAUCGGCAUGAUCUCAAAAUUUAUGCUUCGGAUGAAGGCAGAGUUCAAAUGACUGCGGCAGCUUUUGCAAAGGGACUCCUGGCAUUGGAGGGAGAGCUUACUCCUAUACUUGUCCAGAUGGUCAAAAGUGCUAAUAUGAAUGGGCUACUCGACAGUGACAGUGACUCUCUUAGCAGCUGCCAACAUCGUGCAAAGGCACGCCUUAAUGAAAUACUCCAGAGAGACAGAGACUUUACUGAUGAAGACUAUGAAAAGCUCACACCAUCUGGCAGUGUUUCUCUGAUAAAAUCAAUGCAAGUCAUUAAAAACCCUGUUAAGACAUGUGAUACAGUAUAUUCCUUGAUCCAGAGUUUGACAUCUCAGAUCAGAAGACGGAUGGAAGAUCCUAAGUCUGCAGAUAUUCAGCUUUACCACAGUGAAACGCUGGAGCUAAUGUUGCGUAGGUGGUCCAAGCUUGAAAAGGACUUUAAAACAAAGAAUGGAAGAUAUGACAUCAGUAAAAUUCCAGAUAUCUAUGACUGUAUUAAGUAUGAUGUCCAGCAUAAUGUCUCUUUAAAACUAGAAAACACAAUGGAACUAUAUACACUGUCAAAGGCGUUAGCUGACAUUGUUAUACCACAGGAAUAUGGUAUUACUGCAGCUGAGAAAAUAGAAAUUGCUAAAGGGUACUGCAAUCCACUACUGAGGAAAAUCCGGUCCGAUCUUCAAAGAACUCAGGAUGAUGAUACAGUUAACAAGCUCCACCCUUUGUAUUCCAGUGGGGUUAUGUCACCUGAACGUCAUGUCCGAACUAGGCUAUACUUUACCAGUGAGAGCCAUGUCCAUUCCUUACUAUCAACUCUUCGCUUUGGUUCUUUAUGUGAUCCAUCAAAAGACGAACAGUGGAAACGAGCUAUGGAUUAUCUAAAUGCUGUCAGUGAACUCAAUUACAUGACUCAGAUUGUGAUCAUGCUGUAUGAGGAUCCAAAUAAGGAGCUUUCAUCAGAGGAGCGUUUCCAUGUGGAAUUGCACUUCAGUCCAGGAGCUAAAGGCUGUGAAGAAGAUAAAAACUUACCGUCAGGCUUUGGAUACAGACCUGCUUCACGAGAGAAUGAUGGCUCAAGGAAAAACUCCCACAAAAAUGAAAGUGAUGAGGAAUUACAUGCUUCUAAAAGGGAUGAAACAGAUCGAUCUGUAAUGAUCUUCAAGCCAUUGGUGUCAGAUCCAAUUCAUAUACACAGAAAGUCACCUCUUCCAAGACCCAGGAAAAUUGGUUCGGCAGAAGAAGAGAGCCCCCUGAGUAUGUCUAGCCCAGAGUGUAUUGGUACCUGGCUGCAUUACACCAGUGGUGUGGGUACUGGGCGUCGAAGACGCAGAUCAGGGGAACAAAUCACUUCUUCCCCUGUCUCCCCUAAAUCAUUGGCUUUCACAUCCAGUAUUUUUGGCUCAUGGCAACAGGCGCAGUUUAGGAGUGUUCAUUUGGUCCCAACAGAAACCAACAGUUUUUUUCGACCACCAAGAACUAUUGUGGAGCAAAAGGCAAGCGGUAUAGGGUCUCACUGUGCGAGCCUGUUUAGCACUUCGGUGCUCGGGGGUUCUUCAAGUGCACCUAACCUACAGGAUUAUGCUCGUAUUCAUCGUAAAAAGCUGACUUCUUCUGGCUGCAUAGAUGACACCACACGUGGUUCUGCUGUUAAAAGGUUUUCUAUCUCAUUUGCUCGACACCCAACCAAUGAACAUCCAGACCUCUUUAGGUGCUGGUCGGUUUCUUCUGAGGAAUUUCUAGGCGCCAGUGGCUUUGAAUUGUAUUCCAUGGUGCCUUCAAUCUGCCCUCUAGAAACCCUCCAUAACUCCUUGUCAUUAAAGCAGGUGGAUGACUUUCUUGCUUCCAUUGCUGCCACUCCUUUGUACGACAGAUUUCAAGCCGCAUCCACAUUUUCUCUGCCUUCGCCAUCAUUUCUGGAUGCAAGAAAAAACUCUUUAAAUACAUUCACCCCUGCAAAAAUCCAACCACCGCCAGAAGACGAACAUUUAAGUCGGAGAGAAUGCUCCUCAACUAUGUCAAGUACCAGUGUUUUUCCGCCUCCUGUUUGAUACAUCAUAAAAUGCCAAAAAAAGAGUUAAAACAAUACUUGUUUAGCACUGGUGGUUAAACUCUCAGAAGAAAUGAAGCAGUUCAAGCAAAACUGGAAGAAGCUGCCAAUACCAUCUUUAGCAGUGUAUAUUUCUUUGUAGACAAAUAAGUUAGCUUUAAAAGGCUAUUCAUUUCUCUCUGUGUAAGUAUGUGUUUCCCUGUAUAUAAAAUAAUUACUGAAGUGCAUAUAUAGUAUAUAUUCAGGAAAGGUGAUUUCUUUGUUUCUAAAGUAUGAAAAGCAAGUUCUAAAGUAUGAAAAGUUUACACCAUUGUUUUAAGGAAAUUGUUAUCUUUUAACAGAGAAACUGCACACAACUUUUACCAUCUUUGUUGUCCUAAAUUCACGCACAAACCAAAACAGCCUAACAUACUGGUUUGCAUUAUAAAGGAGCAGCUAGUAGGGAGAUAGAAGAGGGGUAGGAAAAGCCAUCGUUUCCUUUUUGCCCUACAGUAGACCUUAAGGCCGGGACAUGAAAACUUAUCACCAAAGCACAUUAACAGGACUCUGCUUAAUAGAUGCCUCUAUGAAUGUCAAUCUGUGACAGCAUCUCAGUGGUUGGUUCUUUCCCCUCUGGUAGAAAUGCAUAAUGGAGCUGGAUGAUAAAUGAAAAGUGCUUAAGCCCUCAUGCUUUGAAGGUACACACACCAUUACC